Molecule: messenger RNA, 1202 nt
Organism: Chara braunii
Lineage: Eukaryota; Viridiplantae; Streptophyta; Charophyceae; Charales; Characeae
Source: the annotation of a GenBank genome assembly
GCGAACCGCAAGCCAGGCCGUGGAAGAAGCAUGACAGCGACUAAACCACACUUAUCGCGAUGUUCGCUUUUAUUGGAGGGCAACGAAGAUCGACGACAUACAAGAAAUGGACCCGGCCACUGACACCGUCGUCAACCCCAAUAAACCCCUUUUAGGGCAAUUCACAAGGCGAGCACUUUUGCGCACUACCAGGCCGCCGGCAUUGAAGACGGACGGGGAAGUCGAAGUUGUUGAAAAUAACGGUUCGAUUUACGCGGAGCCUCAAAGUUCGCCGGGAUCCGAAUUUGGCGGGUGCUGGAGUAGCCAGGAACCUGUUUUCGCGCCGUCGGUGCCAGUGGAAGGGAGCGCAAGCGGGUGCACACAAGGAACGCUAUGUCUGGGCGCACAGAAGGAAGGCUUUGCCGCUCUCAAGUUUUCGUUUUGGCUCGUCUUCAAUGCCAAGCCAAGCAGGAAUCAUGGGGCCUGUCGCGAGGAACGAAGGAGUGAGAAGAGAAGGAAAUACAAAAACCAUCUGGCCGAUCGCCAACCCAAGCAGGAAUCAUGGGGGCGAUCACGUGGAACGAGCGAGAGGGAAGCAGAAGGGAACACAGUAACCGUGUGCCCCAGUGUCUUCGUCAUCCGUUCCCUCCGUCCCCACCAUUUGCGACACGUGCCACGACAUGAUGAUCAUCGGGGUGUUGAUGAAGAUGAUGAUGAUGCUGAUUGCGAUGCAGAUGAUGAUGAUGAUGAUGAUGACGUGGACGGUGGCGAUGUUGAUGACUACGAUGAUGUCGAUGAUGAUGAUGAUGAUGAUGUUGAUGAUGUUGUUGAUGAUGAUGAGGAUGAUGAUGAUCAUGAUGAUGAUGAUGAUGGUUUUGAUGAUGAUGACAACGAUGAUGAUGAUGAUGAUGAUGACGAUGACAAUGACGAUGAGGAUGAUGACGAUGAUGAUGAUGAUGAUGAUGACGAUGAUGAUGAUGAUGAUGAUGAUGAUGAUGAUGGUAAACAAGAGUCAUGGGGCCGCUCGCGAGGAACGAACGAGUGGGAAGCAAAAGGGCAUACAAAAACCAUGUGCCCCAAUGUCAUCGACAUCCGUUCCCGCUGUCCCUGCAACUUGCAACACGUGGCGCGAUGCGGCUGCUCCCAUGCGCCGGCAAGCAUGUGCGGCGACUGACACGCGGGCAGGCAGAAAACCACUUUACCUUAACGAGGGCACAACGCAC